Molecule: messenger RNA, 2977 nt
Organism: Egretta garzetta (little egret)
Lineage: Eukaryota; Metazoa; Chordata; Aves; Pelecaniformes; Ardeidae
Product: HAUS augmin-like complex subunit 3
Exons: 4
Coding region: 547-2706 (719 amino acids)
Biological process (GO): centrosome cycle; spindle assembly
Cellular component (GO): mitotic spindle; HAUS complex; centrosome
Source: RefSeq, a predicted model, not a curated record
UUCAUAAUGCAGACAGCUUCAAUCACCAUCUUCACACCAAGGGGGGGCCGCUGCAUUGCUCGUACCUUCAAAACCCAAAUGGAGACAGUGGGUUGGCCUGGUUCUCAGUGAGAUAGGGUGCUCAUCCCUCAGCUGGCCCAGGGCAGAUUGGGACCAGAGGCAGAACAUUUGGAGGAUGCAAUGCACAGGCAGGAAGGAGAGAGGUAUUUGAAAGGAAAGCUGGUUAUCAGAAAGGGCAUGGAGCAAACUAGGUAGGCUGAAAAAGCCUGCUCUGAUAGGUGUAUCUUACAGGCUGAAGAUGUUUUAGCAAAGGGGCUAGACCUGUAUGGCCCUGGGGUGGAGGCCAUCUGGAAAUGGGACACAGGCAGGCUUUCUCCCUUGCUCUGUGGGCUCUCAUUUAUCUUGUACCUCACUGUAGCAAUGCUGUACCCCACGAGCUGGUCUGCAGCACUUGUGGAGAGACUGCUUGAGUCUCUCCUCAAGCAGGCAGCUAGGAGUGCUGCUGCACCACCCUUGAGAUAGCUGUGGGUGUCAGGACCCUUAAGGAUGACUCCUGCUUUUUCUCUUCCAGUGCUGACCAUCCUUGCCAUGUUCAGCCAGGGGUACUCCCAGGCCUUCCCGCUGGACAGAGUCAACAGAGGGGCACAGUUUGUGGCAACGCUGAGGCUGGUCUACCCCCAUGCAGACACCCUAUGUGAGAAGGACUUUGACUGGCUCUUUGACUGCCCUCAGACAAAGCAGUUCCUCGAGUGGUUCUGCAGCACGGUGAGCGAGGAGAAUGUGCUGAGCCCAGCUGAGGUGGAGGCCUACGAAGCCCUGGUGGCUGCAGGCAAGCCCAUCCUGGAAGGCGAUGCCCUCGAGCAGGCAUUGCAGAUGUGCUGCCAGGUCCCACAGCUCCCAAGUGUGCUACCAGAUAAUGAGGGUCCCUCUCUGGAGGCCCUGCAGCAGGAGCUUCAGGAACUAAAGGACUACCAUGACCGUCAGCUCUGGCGGCAUAGCAAGCUGCAGGUUUGGGUAGCCAAACUGCAGCAGGAGCUGAGGUAUUUGGAGGAGGAGGAAAAAGCGGUGAAGCAGGACUUGAGGAAGGCUCAGAUGGACCUGGAAGUGGAGAUCUUACAAACCAGUGCUGUCCUGAGCCAGAUCAGCAAUGCUGCAAAGCAGCUGGCCGAGUGGCAUGAGGAUGUGGGGAAAGGCCGGCCACCAGAACUGCUAUGUGAGAUGGAUCUCGCUCCUUACAUGGAGCUAGAACAACAGGCCACUGACAUGUAUGAGAGGCUCAUCCAGCAGGUCCUACUGGGGAAUGUCCAGGCUCCAGGUGCUCAGGGAGCAAGUACAGAGAGAGAGUGCAGCCUGAAGGAAACGUUGAAGGCUGGGACACAGAUGGACUUAGACUGGGAAAUACCAGAAGGAAGAAGAGGAGCUCCUUAUCAAGAGUGUGCAAAGACACCACGGGGGGUGGUAGCAGCAAGUCGGGGAAUAUGGGUCCAAGGCUCGAGGGCAGAGCUGCUAGCGGAGGGGAUGAAUGGAAGAGAGGUGUUGAGCAUGAGGGAUGAGGACGAGAGCGAUAGCAGCCAGAAAGCCACAGAGAGAAUGGACGCCAAGCAAACAACGAUGCCAAAAAGUCUUGGGACUGGUGGAGAUGAGCUACUGAGGGACCAAGACAGCUUCUGUAAGGAGCUGAGCCGAAUGGAGAAAGCACAUAUCUGUGCCCAGAGGGAGGUUAUAGUCAUGUCAGCAAAAGUGGAAGGCAACUGUGCUGCGCUGGAGUGGGCCCAAAGGACCCUGGAAGCUCUUGAGGAGAACCAGCACGUAGUGGAGGCAGAACUGCAGAGCCAGGCAGCCAUGCUUCAGAAGCAGCUUCAUGCCCUACGUUGCGACAUCACACAGACCCUGACCCACCAGCUGCCACCCCUGCUGAGGGCAGAGGCCUGCCUCUCCUGCCUGCCCAUCCUGCAGAGGCAGCUCAGCCUGGAAGCUGCCCAUCUGCAGUACAUUGCUGAGAGGCAGGAGGAGGUGGCUGCAUGGGUGGUGAACCAGCACAGCCGCCUGGAUCUGCUGGAGCUCCAGCUGAAACGGGAGAGAAAGGAGCUGGAUCAGAAGGCUUCUCAGCUGAGGGAGAUGAAAACUGCCAUGAGGAAAGCCCAGACCAGGCUGCAGGAGCAGCAGAACUACUUCAAAGAUGCCAGUUCCUCUCAGAAGGGUCAUCCAUGCAUGCCCAAAGACCUCUCUGCUGUACGGCUCUGGAACAUGCUGGUGGGAAAAGAUCAGGAGGAGCAGCCCUUCCACAGCUAUGAGGCUAUAGCAGCCCAGUGCUCCCAGUUGGUUUGGGACCAGAGGGUGCUGGAAGCACAGCUGUCAGCUCCUAUACCCCAGCUCCCUGCCCUGGAGUCCUCCAUAGAAAUGCUCUACCAGUUGCUGUACAACAGCUCCAACCAGCUGCAGCUCUCCUCUCCGGAGAUCACUGAGCUGAUGCAGCAACUGAUCACCAUGCAGGACAACCUCUACCAAAUGCUGGCAGACCUCCUGAGUGACCUGAAGGUCAAGCGCAGAUCUCUGCAGAGCUCUAGACUGCAGACAGAGCGCAAUCUUUAUGUGUAUUUUUACUGUGAUGAGGAUCGGCUGAGCAAAGUGGUGGAGGAGUUGGAGAAGCAGGUGUCUGCUUCCUCCAAGGGACAACUGAUGGAGCUUCCCUAUGCAAAGGAGUAGGUCAAAGGGAUGCUUGCUCCCUGCCAUAGAAGUGAUGUCAUCUUUUGGUUGGGCUGGGUCAUUAAUCCUGGACAGGGAGAGAACUCUGAUGGUCCUGGCUCCAGUGAAACGUUACUUGGGUCAUGGCUCAGCAGCUGGGCUUAAAUAAAGAAUUUCCUGAAGGUGGUGGGUGGGUUAGAUAAUGUACAAGUAAUUAAUGCAUUUUGUGAGCUGGCACUGGAAGCCUUGUAGAGGCAGGAGACUUCUCAUGCCAACUCUGUAAGAGGAUGGG